Molecule: messenger RNA, 927 nt
Organism: Vitis vinifera (wine grape)
Lineage: Eukaryota; Viridiplantae; Streptophyta; Magnoliopsida; Vitales; Vitaceae
Product: probable inactive nicotinamidase At3g16190
Exons: 5
Coding region: 202-789 (195 amino acids)
Source: RefSeq, a predicted model, not a curated record
UAAUUAUUUUUUCUAAAUCAGCGCGUCCAAACACACUUUUCAAUAUUUAUUUAUAAUGUACCGAGUUCAGACUUCUCGAUCACUGAAAUAGCUUUCAUCCCUUCACCAAGAAAAAGUUUUCCCUCAAAACAAACAAGGCGUGUGAAUUCGGUUCCUUCAUUGCCACAGCAAGAAACCCUCGUUUGCCGCGAAUUGUUGGCCAUGGCAGAUACGCGAAAGCACACUGCUCUUCUCGUCGUUGACAUGCAGAAAGAUUUCCUGGAUGAGGAUAGGCCGAUUAGCUUAGAGGGAGGCAAAGCAAUAAUUCCAUCUGCUAUCAAGGCAGUUGAGGUGGCUAGGGAGCUGGGCAUCCUUGUAGUUUGGGUUGUUCGGGAGCAUGAUCCACAGGGAAGAGAUGUCGAAGUCUUCCGCAGAAACUUCUACGGUCCUGGGAAAUUAAGCCCAGCCACUAAGGGAAGUGAGGGGGCCGAACUGAUCGAUGGCCUGGCGAUCAAGGAGGGGGAUUAUAAGCUGGUGAAGACGCGUUUCAGUGCCUUCUUUGCUACCCAUCUUCAUUCAUUACUUCAGAGUAACGGCAUUAACAGUGUAGUAGUUGUUGGUGUGCAAACUCCAAACUGCAUUAGGCAGACGGCCUUCGAUGCUGUGUCAUUGGAUUAUCAGUCUGUUACUGUAAUUGUCGAUGCCACCGCUGCUGCCACACCUGACAUUCAUCUUGCCAACAUACUUGACAUGAAAAAUGUGGGAGUUGCAACCCCAACAUUACAAAAAUGGUGCCAGUCCAAUGCUUGAUCUGAAUUUGGCAACUAAAUCAGGAUAUUACUGGUCUAUCGUCAUUGUGUAUGUGUGGGGGUGAUGUACAAGCUGCUUUGCUCUGCGUAUUUGUCUUAAUACUAUGACGUAGAAACUCCUUUGCUUCCUUUUACUCGA